This is a messenger RNA of Cynara cardunculus var. scolymus (artichoke), 924 nucleotides long. RefSeq lists its product as uncharacterized. The coding region runs from base 1 to 924 and encodes 307 amino acids. NCBI's taxonomy places the organism in Eukaryota, Viridiplantae, Streptophyta, Magnoliopsida, Asterales, Asteraceae. Gene Ontology annotation, biological process: root development; shoot system development. The record is from RefSeq and is a predicted model, not a curated record. The transcript has a single exon.
AUGGGUGUUUCUUCAAAACCAACAUCAAGGAAACAUUUCCGAUCCAUUACUUUGCCAUGCAGAUCUCAUCCGAGCACCGAUAGAAUCCAGAAAGUGCUGAAUAAGGUCAAAACAUGGGAGUCAAUAUCAUCGUUAUCCAAUCCAUCAGCAGAGAUCGUUUGCAGCGGUUUGUCUCAACUGACAGAGUUGWAUGAAUGCUUGGAUGACCUUUUCAAAACAUCUCUCUCCCAAAAUCUGUCGAUAUCCAGCAACMAKACCACGAAAUKKAYGGAUGAGUUACUCGACGCAUCUGUCAAGUUCUUGGACAUUUGCAGCAYUACWACUGAYGUCAUGUCGCAAACUAAAGAGCACGUGAGAGAUCUCGGAUGUGAUUUAAGGAGGAAGGGURCGGGUUCCAGCAUUGAAAGCACCACUGCMAAAUACAUUGUAUUYAGAAAUAAAYUGAGAAAAGACAUAAAAGGAUCGGUGGCUAGUUUGAAGCAAAUGGAUAACAUGAUCUGCKGCUGUCGCUUCAAGGAAGAUGAUUCUGAAAACCACCAUCUGAAGUCGGUGAUCCRAGCAUUUAGAGAUGUUAAAGCRUUUASCAUUGUUAUUUUCCGGUUGUUGUUGGUGUUCUUGGCUACCCCACUUUUGAAGAGAAGGCCAGGAAGCAGAUGGACAGCUGUUUCAAGAUUUCUAUCUAGUGGUAAAGUGGUUCCUGAUCAAGAGAAUGCUGAUGAUUCUAAUGCGAAUGAGUUGCAACGCCUUGAUGCUGCACUAUUCAGAUACCGUACCAGUGACAAACAGGAAUUCAUACAAAUCGUAAAAAAGAAAAUAGAGGUGUUGGAGGCCACUCUUGAAGGCGUCAACUCUCAUUUGGAUUUAGUGUCCAAGCGCCUGAUUGCAACGAGGGCCUCUUUGCUUAACAUGAUCUCUUUCUACUAA